Molecule: messenger RNA, 1879 nt
Organism: Lepus europaeus (European hare)
Lineage: Eukaryota; Metazoa; Chordata; Mammalia; Lagomorpha; Leporidae
Gene: TMEM198
Product: transmembrane protein 198
Exons: 5
Coding region: 251-1333 (360 amino acids)
Biological process (GO): positive regulation of canonical Wnt signaling pathway
Cellular component (GO): cytoplasmic vesicle; plasma membrane
Source: RefSeq, a predicted model, not a curated record
CCGCGGGACUGGAGUGCCAGGCGGUGCUGGAGGUGGAGCGGCGACGGCGCCGCGCAGAGACCGGGCUCCGCGGCCCAGCAGCCCCCCUGCCCCACACGACGGACUUUCCCAGGACCCCAGUCAGUGGGAGCCCCUGGCGCCCCGCGACCCCGGCCCCUCCGGCGCCCGCUCGGCCGCUUUGGCUCAGAAGCUCAGGUCGCCUCCAGCGCAGGUGGACCUGGGAGGGUGACCCCUCUGGCUUCCCAGCACUAUGCCGGGCACUGCGGCGACACUGCGAUUCCAGCUGCUCCCCCCCGAGCCAGACGAUGCCUUCUGGGGUGCGCCUUGUGAACAUCCCCUGGAGCGCAGGUACCAGGCGCUGCCGGCCCUCCUCUGCAUCGUGUGCUGUUUGUUUGGAGUCGUCUACUGCUUCUUCGGUUACCGCUGCUUCAAGGCGGUGCUCUUCCUCACUGGGUUGCUGUUCGGCUCCGUCGUCAUCUUCCUGCUGUGCUACCGAGAGCGGGUGCUGGAGACGCAGCUGAGCGCCGGGGCGAGCGCGGGCAUCGCGCUGGGCAUUGGGCUGCUCUGCGGGCUGGUGGCCAUGCUGGUGCGCAGCGUGGGCCUCUUCCUGGUGGGGCUGCUGCUCGGCCUGCUGCUCGCCGCUGCCGCCCUGCUGGGCUCGGCGCCCUACUACCAGCCGGGCUCCGUGUGGGGCCCCCUGGGGCUGCUGCUGGGGGGCGGCCUGCUCUGCGCCCUGCUCACGCUGCGCUGGCCCCGUCCACUCACCACCCUGGCCACCGCCGUGACCGGUGCUGCGCUCAUCGCCACCGCCGCGGACUACUUUGCCGAGCUGCUGCUGCUGGGGCGCUACGUGGUGGAGCGACUGCGGGCCGCCGCCGUGCCCCCUCUGUGCUGGCGCAGCUGGGCCCUGCUGGCGCUCUGGCCCCUGCUCAGCCUGCUGGGCGUUCUGGUGCAGUGGCGGGUGACGGCUGAGAGGGACUCCCACACCGAAGUGGUCAUCAGCCGGCAGCGCCGCCGCGUGCAGCUGAUGCGGAUCCGGCAGCAGGAAGAGCGCAAGGAGAAGCGGCGCAAGAAGAGACCCCCUCGGGCUCCCCCCAGAGGCACCCGGGCUCCUCCCAGGCCUGGGCCCCCCGACCCUGCGUACCGGCGCAGGCCAGUGCCGGUCAAGCGCUUCAAUGGAGACGUCCUCUCCCCGAGCUACAUCCAGAGCUUCCGGGACCGGCAGACAGGGAGCUCGCUGAGCUCCUUCCUGGCCUCGCCCACCGAUGCGGACUUUGAGUAUGGGUCACCAGGGCCGCUGACAGCCUGCUCAGGGCCCCCGGUGCGGGCGUAGCUGCAUCCCGCCACCAGGACUCCGCAGCCACCAGCUCUCCCGGCCUGGGGAGGCCGAGCGCCCAGCACCCAGCCUGCCUGGCCCUGCGGGCGGUGGCUGUCUCUCUCCGCUCUCUGGGGAGGGCCGACCCGGCCACUCGCAGGAGGCUCUGUCUUGGGGGCUGGGCCUGGCCUGAUGGAAGGCCCCCUGCUGCCAAGCUCCCGAGGGGCUCCUAGGGACUCGGGGUGUGAGCCCCACUGGGGUGUGCUCAGGGUUGUGAGUGUGUCACCUGCGUGUGUGUGUGUGUGUGUGCAGGUGUAGGGGGUAGGCUUGGAGGGGACUCUGGGCCCUUGCCUUAGGCUUCUCCAGAGCUGGCCAAUCUCCUGCAUGUCCAUGUGGAGGAGCCUGCCUUCCUCCGCACUGCUCUGCCUCCCAGCCAGACUCCUCCAAGGGUUCCCACUCUUGUCAGCGGGGCAAACAGCCACAGCCCUCACCCUGGUCCCCUGGCCUCUGCAAAGCCACCAGCCGGAGGGCAGCGGCAGGGGAAGGGGCUGGGGGGUGCUGCCC